UCCAGGGCUAGGACAAACCAAAGCCAGGAGUUUAGAACUCAAUUGAGAUCUUAAAAUACUGGAGGUAUAACCUGCUACAUUAGCUGGAAGCUGGAUCAGAAGUGGAGGCAGAAUUAGAACCAGGGAGUCUGAAAUGGGAAGCAGGUAGUGACUUAAUUGUUGAGUCAGUACCUUUUGCCAACAGGUGGUUUUGAUCCUGAGAGUCCCUUUGGUGCUGGUUAGUAGAUAGCAUCUCAGAGUAUAUUGAAAUAAAUAUAGGAUGUUUCAUGUGUAAGUGGCUUCUGCAAGCUAUGGUGCCUCUUGCCAGGCCAUGUUUCAUCCCUGUGGGUGCUCCUCUGCAGUGGCUCUGGGAGCAUGUGAGGUGAUGUUUUCCGGUCUGGCAUCUUCUGAUUGUCAGGGAGUGGGAGGAUGCUAGAACAGUCAUACCUCUUGUUAAUUCUUGACCGUUCUACAAACUAAGGUGUCAGGGAACCCAACUUCUGUUUUGGAGCAUUGGGGAAAAUAAUUUUAUAUAGCCUUCCCUAUCUGUUGGUGUGUUCAGAAUAAGUCAGUAUACUUCACUUUAAGAGUUAUUUGCAAGAAAAAGCACUCCCAUUCUCUGAUUUCACUCCCCUAAUGCCUGCAAGCUGGGAACUCAAUCUAGAUCCACAUAUGGAUUUCAGGGCCCCAACUAUGUGAGCCAUCACCACUGUCUCCAAGGGUCUGAGUUACUAGGAACCUGGACUCAGAAGCUGAAGCCAAGGAUUGAAUGCAGAUGCUCCAGUGUGGGAUGCAGGAGAGCUGUCCCCGUGGAAGCGACGAAGGGACUGGCUCUGAGAGUUGGAACGAACUGGAGCGUGUCACCCCUUCAUGCAGCAGUGGUCACUCGUGUCUCGUGGGCUUGCUGUGUUGCUCUGCACCGCUGCAGCUGCCGCAGCACCAUGACUGUGCUCAUCGUGCUCCUGUCCAUGCUGGUCGCAGGUGUCGUGGGGAAUGAGUUUAGUGUCUUAAGAUCACCAGAGUCUGUUGUUUUCCGCAACGGAGGCUGGCCGAUACCAGGAGAGCGAAUCCCAGAUGUGGCUGCACUGUCCAUGGGCUUCUCUGUAGAAGACGACCUUUCUUGGCCGGGACUGGCAGUGGGUAGCCUGUUCCACCGGCCUCAGGCUACUGUUAUAGUGACGGUGAAAGGAGUGAACAAACUUGCUCUGCCUCUGGACAGUGCUAUCUCAUACCCAUUGGAGAAUGCAGUACCUUUUAGUCUUGACAGUCUUGCAGAUUCCAUUCAUUCUUUGUUUUCAGAAGAAACUCCUAUAGUUUUGGAGUUGGCUCCCAGUGAAGAAAGAGUGUAUAUGGUGGGGAAGGCAAACUCAGUGUUUGAAGACCUCUCAGUAACGUUGGGACAGCUCCACAAUCGCCUGUUACACAAUAACUCCAUCCUCAGUUCUCUUCCCCUCAAUUCUCUGAGUAGGAACAAUGAAGUUGACCUACUCUUUCUUUCUGAACUGCAAAUGUUGCAUGACAUUUCAAGUCUGUUGUCUCAGCAGCAGCAUCUAGCCAAGGAUCCUUCUCCGGAUUUGUAUUCCCUGGAACUGGCAGGUUUGGCUGAAGUUGGGAAACAUUAUGGGGAAGACUCUGAGCAAUUCCAAGACGCUUCCAGGAUCCUUGUGGACACACUGCAGAAGUUUGCAGAUGAUAUGUAUAAUCUUUAUGGUGGGAAUGCUGUGGUAGAGUUAGUGACGGUCAAAUCAUUUGACACAGCCCUUGUGAGGAAGACAAGAGCAAUCCUGGAGACAAGACAAGAGAACCCAGCAACUCCCUACAACCUUGCAUAUAAAUAUAAUUUUGAAUAUCCAGUGGUUUUCAACAUGAUACUUUGGAUCAUGAUCGCCUUGGCCUUGGCUGUGAUUGUCACCUCUUACAAUAUGUGGAACAUGGAUCCUGGAUAUGAUAGCAUCAUUUAUAGGAUGACAAACCAGAAGAUUCGAGUGGAUUGAACUUGGCUUAUUUGAAACUUUAAAAGGUUUAGAAAUUGGUUGUUUUAUUAAAAUACACCUUUUAGUGUGGUUUAAAGUGGAUAGUGUACUUUAAAUUUAUAUAUAAAAAAGCAAAUUUUGUUUUGUGUGUGCCUGUGGGUUUUCUUAGAAUAAUAGUAUUGGUAUGAAUUUAAUUGUGUAAUAUAGAUUCCAUAAUAUGCUCAAAUACUGUGACAUAGCCACCUAAAAUAGCUUUCUCCUUUAAUAAAGUCUGAAAUACACAUUGAA
Molecule: messenger RNA, 2240 nt
Organism: Ochotona curzoniae (black-lipped pika)
Lineage: Eukaryota; Metazoa; Chordata; Mammalia; Lagomorpha; Ochotonidae
Product: renin receptor-like
Exons: 2
Coding region: 921-1973 (350 amino acids)
Biological process (GO): positive regulation of Wnt signaling pathway
Cellular component (GO): external side of plasma membrane; membrane
Molecular function (GO): signaling receptor activity
Source: RefSeq, a predicted model, not a curated record